This is a messenger RNA of Acyrthosiphon pisum (pea aphid), 1388 nucleotides long. Its product is annotated as serine hydrolase-like protein. The record is from RefSeq and is a predicted model, not a curated record. NCBI's taxonomy places the organism in Eukaryota, Metazoa, Arthropoda, Insecta, Hemiptera, Aphididae. The transcript has a single exon. Gene Ontology annotation, cellular component: membrane. Bases 365 to 1000 code for a protein of 211 amino acids.
UACAUUUAACUUGGCGGUUUUAUGUCCUUCCUGGUUUUAUAACUUUUUUUUUUAUACUAUGCAUUAAUGUUGUUUACGCAGCAGACAUUUGCCACGUCCAACACCUACUUGCACGACACAUCUUCAACAUUUAUCGAAACGAAUUUUAUUUACAGCAAAAGCGUACGGCGACAACAAUCGUCCUGCCGUUCUUUGCGUGCACGGGAUCCAAGACAACUGCGAUACGUUCGUCACGUUGCUGCCAUCACUGCCGGACGAUUACUAUUACGUAUGCGUCGACCUGCCCGGCCACGGCGGUUCUGACCAUUUCCCCGCGCACGUGCCCCUUGAGUUCACCAACUAUUUGGCUGCGAUCAAAUGGGUAAUGGAUCAUUUCGCUUGGCCCGAGCUGGCGUAUCUUGGACACAGUUUUGGCGGGCAGUUGGGCUCGUGGUUGGCGGGCGUAUACCCGGAACGCGUUCGUUGCCUGAUUGUGCUGGACACCAUGGGGCCCCGGUCGGUGGACAUGGGUGACACGUUGGCUGCGGUUCGCAGCCGAAUCGAUGCCGCGCAGUCGUUGCACCGGCGACAGUGUGGCCGAAAGCCACCAUCGUACACGUUCGUCGAGGCGGUAGGCAAAAUGAUGGCUGGCCGGCCAUCCAGACUGACCGACGAAUCCGCACGCAUACUGGCCGGCCGAGCGUUGGUCCGCGUGGACGGCGACGACGACAAGUACACGUUCGCCAGCGACCAGCGAUUGAAAUUGGCGUUCUACCCGCUGAUGACGUUUGACCAACAGAAGCAGAUCCUGGGCACCAUUGCGUGCCCGGUCGUGUUUGUGCUGGCCGACGAAAACUGUGGCAGGUACUCCACGUAUCUAAAGGACGCUUACGAGUUCUACAGCAAACGGCCGAACGUGACCAUCCGGGUGGUCAGCGGCGACCACGAUGUACACUUAAACUAUCCAGACAGGGUAUUUAAACACGUAGCCGACUUUCUGCAAGAACAUUAUAAAAACUGAAAUCGUCGGAACUGCAGCACAUGCACAAAAUUGGGGAAUAUAAUAUAUUUUAGUAUUUAGUACAUAAUAUAGACGUUUAAAUUUGUAGUGUAAUAUAAUAUUGAAAUAAUAAAAUAUAUAUUUAUAUAAUAAUUCGUUACCAAAAGACGGAUAAUAGCGAUUCAAUAUUGUAUGUAGUAUGUACAUACCUAUAUAUAAUAUAGAUAAAUACUUAUUUUAUAUAUAAGGAUAUACUUAUAAUUUAUAAUAUGCGUACGCGCAUAUACGUAUCACUAUCACACUUGAAUGUGACGUGAUAUACCUACCGGAUUAACUGAUAUAUCCAUACUUUAUAUAUUUAUGUAUUAUUAAAGGUAUCCACGCAUAUAAAGUGCAAAAUUUAAAAGAU